Messenger RNA from Tilletiaria anomala UBC 951, 4388 nucleotides. RefSeq lists its product as uncharacterized. Lineage: Eukaryota; Fungi; Basidiomycota; Exobasidiomycetes; Georgefischeriales; Tilletiariaceae. Bases 233 to 4258 code for a protein of 1341 amino acids. Gene Ontology annotation, molecular function: guanyl-nucleotide exchange factor activity. The record is from RefSeq and is a predicted model, not a curated record. Gene Ontology annotation, biological process: positive regulation of Rho protein signal transduction. The transcript has 3 exons.
CUCCUGCAUGGGGCAAGUAGGCAGGCGGACAGACAGGCAUGCGCGGCGCACGGUGCUAAGCGCCAAACAGGAAGUCUUAUUAUUGCACCUUUUGCCUCCCGGCUCGGCGUGCGCGCCGAUAUUCUCGCCGCGGACCUGAGCUGCCUCGCAUCGGCAUCAGCAUCAGCAUCAUGCCCCGUGCGGCUCCGGCACCCUACCGUCCUGCAUCACUAUCCGCAUCAAGAACAGCACCAUGAAGAAGUUCCUCUCGCGCUUCAACGGCGCACCCGUACCUGGUUUCGUUGACGCAGCGCCAGCAGAAGCUUGCACGGAGAAGGUCGCCCUCUUCACCAGUGAUGGGAGAGGGCAUGUCGCUGCGAAUGCGAGCGCGCCCCCGCAGCCACCCGCGAAAGACCGCGUGCGCGCGAUGGCAGCCAGGUUCGAAGAGCUCAGCAGUGCAGCCACCGCGACCUCCUCUGGCGCGACGACGACCGUGGCGGGCGUGGGCGCACCGCCUUUACCCAGACCACAAGCAGCCGCGUUCUCUAGUUCUGCCGGGUUGAAUGGCCCAGAGCGCCGCCCGGAAAGAGAGAAAGAGACGGCGGGGGGCACUGCAUCAGCACCGUCAUCCCCACCUCCGCUGUCCCCGACGUCGAUGGACAACGGCAGAGACGUCGCACACGUAGCGAUCAUCAACGAUCCAAUGGCUUCAAGCCGCUCGGCCAGCGGUGCGCCAGCGUUGUUGUCCGACAUGCCGCUUUCGACUGCGUCAGCGCCGGCCUCUGCACACGCGCAUGCAGCAGCUGGGGACAAGGCGCCGUUGGCGCAGCGCAGACGGCCCCUCACACCCGACGCGCCGUCGUCGACGGGUAUGGCAUCCAAGCAGGUCGCUUUUGCACCGUCGCCCAUCAAGCCCUCCACCCAGCGCGAACAGCGCUUUGGAAGCGCAACCGCCAGCGGCGGCGGCGGCUACGCCUUCUUGGACUUUGCUGGUGCUGCUGCGUCCUCCUCCACCCCCUCCUCGACGCCCCCUGCUUCAGUCUCUGCCGCCACUGUGGUGUCAGAUAGCAACCUGGGCUUCCCGCGGCCGGCCUCCUCCUCUUGGGCCCGCCCGGCGCCCGCGCACGACCUCGCGUCGCUCGGCAUCGGCCGCCCCAGCUCGCGGCAACAGCUCUCUGCAAAUGGCGCCAACGAUGACGGCGCAUCAUCCGGCUAUGCGUCUGCUGUUGGCGUCAUGAGGUCCAAGUUGGUCAGCGCCAGCGCCACUAGCGCAUCGGAGGGCACAGCCACAGCGGCAGACGCCGCCACUGCCGGUGACAACCAUGUGCCGAGCGCGAGCGCCAGCAGAAAAGGCCGGCGGAGCUCGGCAUCCGCCUCAGCCUCUGCUUCGGCGACAGGUUACGGCUCCUCUGCGGUUGAAAAGCGCGCACACUCCAAUUCCGCCUCCUCGGCACCCCCUGCGCCGAUGAUCCAUCUCACGCACCAAGACGCCUUCGCGCACCUCCCCGCGCAGAAUAGCAUCCCUUUUGCGUCGGCGCUCGGUGUGCACCGCUCCACGUCGCCGCUGUCUGUGGCCCCGUCCGUAUCCGCGCAUGCCCUUUCGGCCGCGCCCGCAACUGCGGCUUCCGCGGGCAGACGAAGCAGCGGCCCGGCGCUCGUCCCGGCGCUCAGCCUUUCCUCCGGCUUGCCCCACCGGCCGUCGACCUGCAGCGACGGCGAGCCAGCGCCUACGCCUAAUGGCGCCGCGCACGACGCGUUUUCACUCCGCUCCUAUCGCUCCCGCGCUGGCUCGAGUGGCGGUGGUGGUGGUGCCGCAGAUCGGUUCGGCAGCGUUGGAGCCAAGUCCAUUGGUGCGCCGAGCUGGAGCGAGAUGACGGAGGAAGAGCUGGUGUUGAAUCUGGGCAGCAGGGAGCGCACGAGGCAGGAGGUUCUGUGGGAGAUUGUCGCGAGCGAAGAGAGGUACGUGCUCGAGUUGGAAAAGAUGAAGGACCUGUACGUCGAUGCGCUGCUCCAUCCCCUGCGCUUUUCUCCGCCCGCCAGCCCGCCUCCUGCCAGUCCGCGUGAGAGCAUGCAUCAACAGGCAGCAUUGAUGCAGAUGCAUCUGUCCGCAUCCGCGUCGAAUUCAGUAUCCGCACGAUCGUCUCAACAGCUUCCGAUCGCGUCGCGCUUUGCUUCGUCGGCGUUCGGGGAAGGCGGAACUAAGCUCGGCCUGCCGUCUUCCCCUGCUUUCACUGGCGGGCGCCGGACCAGCUCCGGCGGCGUAGGUAUGAUGGCUCUAUCACACAGCGGCAGUGGUGGUGUCGGGCCGAGUAACUUUGCCAGAGGCCUUGGAAUCGCCAUGCCCAGCAGCGGCAGCCCAGACGGCUCGGACGCGCGUGCACUAGCUGCACAGUUGCGCCGCAAGACGACACGGCGCACAAGUGCCUCGGUCUUUGGCAUGGCUGUACCACCCACAUCUUCGCAAGCGAGUAAGCCGGGCGACCCAUUCAAUCUGGGCAUUAACGUCCCCUUGCCCGAGUCGCUGCGCUUGGUGCUCGAGUCCCUGACCCAGGGCCUUCUCGAGGCGCACGAACAGCUAUCCGAAGCGCUCAAAGCGCGCUACGAAGCGCAGUGGCCGCUCGUGCGCACCCUCGCAGACAUCUUCAUGCGCUACUCGUUCAUCCUCAAGCAUUACGCCACGUACGUGUGCCACUUGCAGCGCGCGCUCGAGCAGAUUGACGAGGCGAUGCUCAUGGAGCGCGCCAUGCGAGGCAAGCGCAUCAAGAAAGAGAAGCUGUCGCAGACCGUCGCGCUUGGACGUGCCAUCGCCGUGCUCGAAGCCUUCGCGCUUGAUUAUGGCGAGCCAGGCUUGGCCAUCUUUAUUUCCAAGCCGUUCCAACGUCUGCUCAAGUACCCGCUUCUCUUCCAGAAUCUACUCUUCCACACCGACCCUUCGACGCACGAGUUUGAAAGCACCGUCGAGAUGGUUGUCGAGGUCGAGCGGAUCGUGCGCAGCAUUGAAGAUGAGAAGGUCAGCGCAGAGGAGCGUGACAAGGCGCGCGACGCCUUUGCCCGCAUCGACGGCGUCGCGGAUAGGCGUCUGCUCAAACCGCGCGGCGACCGCUUCCUGAUCGAGGAAAAGCCGCUUUACGACGAGGCGCCGAAGCGCGCACUCUCGGAAAACUCGCCCAGUGUUCCGCAUAGCAACAGCAACGGUAGCAUGCGUCCUUCGGGCUCUACAGGCAACGCUUCCGAUAGCGAGGUUGCAGAGCUGACUUCUCCCGCGCAGCGCAGCCUUCGCGACUCGCUUCGCUCCAAGCGAUCUUACCGCCGCUUAUCGGACUUUCUCGCCACAGAUCCAAAGCAGCAAAAGAGCAAGGCGCCAAACAUGGGAAGCAAGAAGGACAUCUGGAUCGUCAAGUUCUCCGACGUCGAGCUCCGCUGUCAGCGUGUCGGCGUCACGGCUUUGCCCAUGGCCAGCUCGGUUGCGAUCCGACCGACGGGCCCUGCUCAGUCGCUCGAUGGCGCAGCAGACUUUGGCAGUCUGGCUUCAAGUGCAAAGGACAGCAAGGAUCGGCUGAAAGCGCUGCGCAACACGACGCUGCGGGCAAAGACGCGCAACCUGUACAAAUUUAUCGCCAUCCAGUCUUGGAAGGCUGCUGAGAAGCCAGAGGAAUCGCACAGCGUCAACGAAGAGACGCUGCUUGAGGAGGCGGAAGUGGAAAAGACAGACAGCGAUGCGAGCAGCGAAGAUGUGAUCGAGCUCGACCGAUACGUGCGACAGAGCAAGCUCAGCUUCAGCUACUGGGGACACGAUAAGGUGGAGCCUCGACCGCAGAGCGCAACGAGCCAACCCACUCGCAGACAAUCACCUCUUCUUUCGAACGUGGCUGCUUUUCGCAGCCAGCAGCAGCAGCAGCAACAACACCGCACCGCAUCGCCGUCUUCCAACACGAGCCACGCGCUCGCGCGGGUCAGCAGCGGCACCGCGUUCAUCGACCCUUCGAGCGUUGUGUCAAAUUCGCACUCCAAAGCGCGCGUAGACAAGUUCGCAGGACGGUUGCGCGAGAGCGGCUCGCCUCCUUCCGCUGCAGCGAGCCGUCGCACGUCCGUCGCACUGGACAUCGAUCGGCCUGCAUCCAGAGGCGCAGCAGCGGUGGCCGCGGACACUAGCAAGACGAGCCUUGUCCGUCCAAAAGCGCAAUUGCCGCGCAACAAUUCUUCGCUGAUCUCUGUUGAGGCGGGUGUACCCUUCUCGCCAAGCGGGCUCAGCUGGCCGAACAGCCCGUCGAAAGCGUAGAAGGAAAUUUAGCAUCUGAAGCCCACCAUCAUUCAGCAUUUUUAAACAUCCCAGCAUCCGGCAGGAAUCUUUGAGUUCUUGACAUCGUACCCCACUUGACACCCGAACAUCCUCUUUACAUUGUACUCUA